ACCGCGCACACACGUAUCACGGACACGGAGUUAUCAUCUUCAGAGCCGUCUUGUACAACCGAAAACCGGACCAAGAUUCCAACAUAAGAAAAGUGCGGCUCAGAAACCCGAAUGUGUCAACUCACAUGCUUGCUUGGCUAGGCACUCGACUCUUCAUAGGCUAGGUUAACUGUUGGCAUAUCGUCAAACAUCCCGCUCCCAAUCAUUAUUCCCUCCCCCAAGCCCUCGCUCUACAAGUAAGCGCUGGCGCAUUCACCCGAUACCAGUCUGAGAAUCGUCGCUGGUCUGGUCGCUGGUCGCUGGUCGCUUAAUACAGUCAGGUUGGAAACCUGUGGCAAGGGAUUCCCACUGGUGAUAAACACCCCAUCUUUCUGAUCUCCCGUGAUCUUUGCCACAAUCCCCACACCAUAAGAACCCAAGCUUACCAAAGCUCGGCCUUAACUCUCUCGCCUUACCCAACUGAUAGGCUUGGUCGAAAUCCCCGGUCAUCAGUCCACACGUUUCACCAUCAUCAUCUAUUUUUCACGGGCCGGGGCCCACCAUCCACCCCCCCUCCAGACAACAAUCAAUACGUUGAAAUCGGUUUCGGGGUCCCUGAAUCGUGCCUGAAGGGAUCCCCGCCCAAAGAAUCUCUCACAUGGCCGAACCGAGGGAUAUCACCACAGAAAUAGCUUCGUCUUCGGUCAGUGUGAGGGGUCGAGGUCGACAAGUUUCCGACCCUCUGAAUCGCGUGACUCCAACUCAUUCAGUCGCACGGGUAGGGGUAUCACAACCACAACAACCAAAGACUCUAAAGAACCUGGUUCGAAGAAGCCACACCAAGUCCAGACGAGGCUGUUUCCCCUGCAAAACGCGAAAGAUCAAAUGUGGAGAAGAACGUCCGUCCUGUUCGAACUGUAUCCCUCGAGGUUCAACAUGUGUCUAUCCAGCAGAAGCACGCGACGACCUCCAUGGACCAAGCGACUUCAGCAAUCGAGUCUUCAUCCCCUUUAUUCCCAACAUGCAGAAAUCUCCAGCACGCGCGGGCCCAACGUUAAGCAGCCUGGAAAUGCAUUCAUUCAACCACUUCCUCACCUCCAUGAAACACCCUUUACCAGUCGGCAACCAUUCAGUAUGGGUACACGAAAUCCCCCAACUCUCCGACCAACACGGGUUCUUGAAACACGCCAUCAUCGCCCUCGGCGCAUCCGAUCUCGCUCGAUCAAAACUCCCCACACCACCGGACUAUGACAUUCUCAAACAUCGAGGCCGAGCACUCGCCGGAAUGAACAAAACACUGAACAACGUCUCCACAUGGACAACCUACGGCUACGCCGACGCCCUCCUCGCAACCUGCUACGCCUUGAUCUAUCAAUCAGCCACCAUCCCCGACGGCAUGAACGAUUACUACACAUUAGUCCAAGGCUGUGCUCUCAUCACCAGUAAAAUCAUGCAAUCGAAUCUCAAAACCGUUCUCGCGGUGUCUCCCGAACAUCUCCAUUCCAAAGUCCUCUCUGGAGUCGAAUACAUUUCUGCGCAUUUAACCGACAUGUCCGUCCCUCGCUUCGCAUUACGGUCAUUAGAAGGUCUCCAGGCCGAUAUGACGCCCGAUUCGACGGAAUAUCCCUUCUGGCGCGCUCUUUGCGACACGUUAUCGCGAUUCGUCGAGGAUCCGGUAUUGGGAUACGCGCAUUCAAUUCUCGCUUAUAGUCGCUGGUACGUUCUUGCCGUGGGUUUGUUAGAUGGGCUAUCGGAUCCAGAUAACGACACGGCCGUGGCGCUAGCAGCAAUCUUCAUGGCAAACAUGGUCUAUCUCAAGGCUCUACUCCCUUAUCAAACCUGGCCGAAUAGCACAAUGCCACUUCCGUUGUCUACUCUGCGGCAAAUGGCGGAAUGGAUCGAUGUUAUCCAUGAAUCUAUUGGGGCCAAGCAACGUCAACAUCUCGCUUGGCCGUUAUAUGUGGCUAAACUCGUCUCUGCUCUUCCGGUUGAUCCAGCAGAUCAAAUUGCUCCUGCUCCUGCUUCAUCCUCCUCAUCCUCAUCUUCUUCCUCUUCUCACGAUACCAAGUCUCCGAAACGUCGAGUCUUGCAGAAUCUUCAGUCUAGCGCACAUAUGUUCCUUGGAGCAUGUCUCAUGGCCGGCUCUGUCGUCACAUCGUGGUUUGAGGAUUUUGUCACGGCAAAUCAUCCUCCCCCUAACAAAAGUCCUCCUAUCCGCCAGCUGUCGACAUGAUGACACCGUCUUUCAUCUCGUGCAUGCCUGGCACGAAAUCACAUUUCUAAACCACACCGACAUAUAUCAUCACCAACGAGAUGGAAUCACUCCGACGAGGACGAGGACAAACGAGGCACAUGUAUCGGUCUAUGAUUUCAUCAAGAUGAACAUGAGAAGUGUGCCCAAAUUUACUCAAAAAUUUACUACAUCUCACCCAGAGACCUUUUCUUUGGUCUGAGAUACCCGGCUUACAACUUGGCCUUGAACUUGGCCGCACCAAGCUCGUUUCGUUCGACACCCAGAGUCCUGAAGAGCUGAGCGCUACGUUCUUGCUGCUUCGCGAUUCGAGCAAUGAUAUCAUCCUUCCUCGUCUUAUUCUCUCUCUUGCCCAAUUGCUGAAGAUGGGCCUCAUCUGGACCAUCAGCAAUUCUCAGGGUACGGAGAUGAGCCCACAUGCUGGCCAGAGGGGUAUCUUGACAAACACCCAUUGCACCGUGGACUUGGAUGGCUCGGUCGAUGACUUCCAAAGCCACCUGGGGAGUCUUGACUUUGGCCUGGGCGAUCUCCUUGAGAGCGAACUUGGCAUCCUUUUGAUCGGUCUUGAUGGCGGCGUUGAGGACGAUGAGUCGGGCGGCAUCGAUUUCAAUUCGAGCUUUAGCCACCCAUUCGAGCAAGACACCGUGUUCUCGGAGGGGUUUGCCAAAGGGGACUUUGCGCUCGUCGUUCAAUCGGUUGAUCAUCCACUCCAAUGCUCGUUCACUGGCUCCGAUGGCUCUCAUGGCGUGGUGGAUGCGGCCAGGGCCCAAUCUUCCCUGCAUGAUCUCGUUGCCUCGUCCUUCACCGAGAAUCAUGGCAUCCAGGGGAACCUUGACGUUAUCAAAAGUAAUAUGGCCGUGGCCGUGAGGAGCGUCAUCGUAACCAUACACGCUCAACAUGCGGUGGACGAUGAGACCCUUGACAUCAGCAGGAACCAACAACAUGCUCUGUCUCUUGUAUGGGUCUGGGUUGUUGGGGUCGGUCUUUCCCAUGACGAUGAAGAUCUUGCAUCGAUCGUCACCAGCACCGGAUGACCACCAUUUGCUUCCGUUCAGGAGGUAGUGGUCUCCCUUGCGUUCAAUUCGGAGUUGGAUGUUGGAGCCGUCACUGCUGGCAAUGUCGGGCUCGGUCAUGAGGAAACCAGAUCGGAUUUCUCCAUUCAUCAAUGGCUUGAGCCAUUUCUCUUUCUGUGCGGCAUUGCCAUAUCGCGCAAUAACUUCCAUGUUUCCUGUGUCCGGGGCGGCGCAAUUGCAUGCCUAUUAGUUGAACCAGACAAAAGCUGUUAGCGUCGUCUGCGGCAGUAAUAACAAUAUAACAACAUGAUAACAUGAUUGUUUCAAAUCCAAGUAUGAUAUAUAUCUUGACAUACCUCGCUAGCAAUUGUGCUCUUGCCCAACUGUUCUGCCAUCAAACCGUAUUCCACGUUUGUGAAUUGAGGGCCAUCUUUGAAAUGGUUCUUGGGCAAGAACAUGUUCCAGAUGCCCUGGCUGCGAGCCUUGCGCUUGAGCUCAUCCAUGAUGCUGGGGUGGCCCUUCCAUCUUGCUUCACCGGUGCCGAUUUGGGCAGCGUAGACGGCUUCUGCGGGGAUGGCUUCUUCUUCGACGAAUUUCUCGACCUGGAAGGAGACAAAGGUUAGCUAGGUAUAACGAAAGAGGGGCAUCUAACAGAUAGCUAGAGUGGCGCUGACCUUAUCCAGGAGCUGUUUAGCCCUCUCCGAGACAAAGGGCACGACGAUGGGAGGGAUUUCUUGUGACGCAGGCAUUUUGGUAGAAGCACUGGAUAUUAAAUGAGGGCUGGUGUAUUUUGAUUUCGAAUCCUACUGCUCGUGAGGAGUCUCUCUAGGAGGAUAUAGGCAGAGAGAGAUGGUAACGUAGACGAGUCAAGAAAGAGAGGAGAGGAGAGAAGGUCAGGGUCAAGGAGAGUAAUAUUGAUUGCCUUGGUAAGAAAAGGGCCGAGGAUGCGCUGCCGCUUGCGUACCCGACACCGACACUGACACUAUUACUGUAACUAAAAAGUUACCGUGGGGGAAUCUGAGAUGGUGGGUGCUCUCAGUCACCGGCUAUUCGUAGCAAUGAGAAUUGUUUGGGUCUUUGACUCCGCGGUUGGAGAUCUGGGGAAGGGAAUCCAGAUGAAGAGGAGGAGAGGGGGAGAAUUGCUUGUACCGAGGUCUCGGCCAACUUACCAAAGGGGAAU
This is a messenger RNA of Exophiala mesophila, 4423 nucleotides long. RefSeq lists its product as uncharacterized. Bases 638 to 2212 code for a protein of 524 amino acids. Gene Ontology annotation, molecular function: zinc ion binding; DNA-binding transcription activator activity, RNA polymerase II-specific. Lineage: Eukaryota; Fungi; Ascomycota; Eurotiomycetes; Chaetothyriales; Herpotrichiellaceae. The transcript is spliced from 2 exons. The record is from RefSeq and is a predicted model, not a curated record. Gene Ontology annotation, biological process: regulation of transcription by RNA polymerase II.